Messenger RNA from Hyaena hyaena (striped hyena), 2272 nucleotides. It is a transcript of the gene ZNF71, whose product is annotated as zinc finger protein 71. Lineage: Eukaryota; Metazoa; Chordata; Mammalia; Carnivora; Hyaenidae. The record is from RefSeq and is a predicted model, not a curated record. The transcript has 4 exons. Gene Ontology annotation, molecular function: RNA polymerase II cis-regulatory region sequence-specific DNA binding; DNA-binding transcription factor activity. The coding region runs from base 83 to 1696 and encodes 537 amino acids. Gene Ontology annotation, biological process: regulation of transcription by RNA polymerase II.
GGGAGGCCCCGGCCGCCGCGGGUCAUUGUCCUGGCGGAGCUGUGCGACCACAGUCUGCCGUGUCACCCGGGGCGCUGGAGGGAUGGCCACCCAGCUGCUGACUGACGAGGCCCUGGAGUCAGUGACGUUCAGGGAUGUGGCUGUGGACUUCACCCAGGAGGAGUGGCAGCAGCUGGAGCCCGCCCAGAAGGACUUGUACAGAGAUGUGAUGCUGGAGAACUACAGGAACCUGGUGUCUCUGGACUUGGAGUCUAGACCUGAAAUGAAGGGAUCGGGUCCAAAGGAGGACACUGCAGAGCACAGGCCACCCGUCGGGGCGGUGGCCGAGAGACCCACGAGGAACGGUGCCUGCGGCCUGGCCUUCGAAGGCGCGUGGACACGGGGUGACUGCGUGGAGAAGCGGCCGCAGCGGGGCGCCAGGACCUGCCUGGGGCGGUCGGAGGGCCCCCAGGAGCUCGCCCCCGAGUGCCUGGAACCCCAGGCCGUCCCCCCGCAGAGCUCCAGCCUGCGCCCGCCGCCGGCGGAGGGUCGGGGGCCCGCGGGGGCCCAGCCGCGCGCCGCGCGCCGCGCAGACCGCAGCCGGCGCCCCCGGCGGGACGCGGAGGGAAAGCCGUUCGCGUGCGCCGCGUGCGGCAAGGCCUUCAGCCGCAGCUCGUCGCUCGUGAAGCACCGGAGGACCCACACCGGGGAGCGGCCCUUCGAGUGCGACGUGUGCGGGAAGCACUUCAUCGAGCGCUCGUCGCUCACCAUCCACCGCCGGGUGCACACCGGGGAGAAGCCGCACCGCUGCGGGGACUGCGGCAGGGCCUUCAGCCAGCGCAUGAACCUGAUCGUGCACCAGCGCACGCACACGGGCGAGAAGCCGUACGCGUGCGCCGCGUGCGGCAAGGCCUUCCGCAAGACCUCGUCCCUGGCGCAGCACGAGCGCGUGCACACGGGCGAGCGGCCGUACGCGUGCGGGGACUGCGGCAAGGCCUUCAGCCAGAACAUGCACCUGACCGUGCACCGGCGCACGCACACGGGCGAGAAGCCGUACGCGUGCGCGGAGUGCGGGCGCGCCUUCAGCCAGAACAUGCACCUGACCGAGCACCGGCGCACGCACACCGGCGAGAAGCCGUUCCGCUGCGGGGACUGCGGCAAGGCCUUCAACAAGAGCUCGUCGCUCACGCUGCACCGGCGGAACCACACGGGCGAGAAGCCGUACGCGUGCGGCCAGUGCGGCAAGGCCUUCAGCCAGAGCUCCUACCUGAUCCAGCACCAGCGCUUCCACAUCGGCGUCAAGCCCUUCGAGUGCAACGCGUGCGGCAAGGCCUUCAGCAAGAACUCGUCGCUCACGCAGCACCGGCGGGUGCACACGGGCGAGAAGCCGUACGAGUGCGCCGUGUGCAGGAAGCACUUCACGGGCCGCUCGUCCCUGCUCGUGCACCAGACGGGCCACACGGGCGAGAAGCCGUUCGCGUGCGGCGAGUGCGGCAAGGCCUUCAGCCAGAGCGCGUACCUGAUCGAGCACCAGCGCAUCCACACGGGCGAGAAGCCGUACCGCUGCGCGCAGUGCGGCAAGGCCUUCAUCAAGAACUCCUCGCUCACCGUCCACCAGCGCACGCACACCGGCGAGAAGCCGUACCGCUGCGGCGAGUGCGGGAAAACCUUCAGCCGCAACACCAACCUCACGCGCCACCUGAGGAUCCACACGUAGGUGCGGCGCGGGCGGUGCAGACGCGGGCCCGGGCAGCUCGCGCCAGGCGGGCCUGACGAGUGCGGGCGUGAGCACGGGCCCUCUCGCUGCGGGGCGCCUGCCAGGCCGCAGGAGGAAGGCAGGCCCUCCGCGUCUAAUGUACUUGGGAACGUGGUCGGGGUCGCUGGGGCCGGGUGCUCACGGGAGCCCCAAGACCCGGGCCAUCAGGGUUCGGGGCCAUGGCAGUGGACUGUAAGAGCCGGGACGAAGCAUUUAGUGUCCCCGGGGGACACUCAGGGGUAAAGCGGAGGAGGGGGCAGCUGGGAAGGGGAGGUGGACUCCAUAAGUGAACGUGGGGACAUUUGGGACCCUAGUCUGGUCCAGAUGCCAGGUUGGCACCCUCCUGAGUUUCUCCUGGGGUGGAAGGAGGGGCCCCUCCUCCGUCCCUCUGCCUGUCCCCAAGCCACCAAAGCAGCAGAAGGUGGCAAGCUGUGUGUGACAGGGAAGAGGUCUUUUUCAGAGUCAGCAAAUAACAAUAAGCACUUUGGAUGCCCAGGUUUCUCAGAGCAGUCUGUUCAUUUUUUUUUUUUCAAUAAA